CAGAGAAAGGAGGGCAUCAAGCUUAGGGGGCCAAUCCCCGUCUUUCUACCAGUCCCUUAUAACAACUCAAGCUCCCUUUAAAGAGGCUCAUAUUGGAAUACUCUGUUGACAAGUAGAUACCACUUCACCUCUGCUAGGGUGAGUGCUGGUAGCUCCUCCCUGUUAAAUGCACAUCUCAAUGCCUCUGCCCUAAGUGAGUUGUGCAAUAAAUGAGCUGUCACACUGAACAGGUGGGAAAGAAGUGAACUGCUUGUUCACUUGCUGCCGUUGCCACUGCUGGUCCAGAAAUAGAAGAUAAGACAGCACAAAAAAACAAAGACAAAAAUACCUUCAAGCUCCCUUCAGUAGUUGCUACACCUUCAGAUUGAGACAUCCUUCCUUAUUUGCAAACCUCAGCUGUGUCCAGGGGCAGGGCCACAGUGAAACUGCCAGGAGCAAAAAGGCUUCCAAGAAAAAGUACCACAUCAGACUGGAAACUGGGGACUGAUCAAUCCUGGGAUAUGACGGGCAUCAGAAGGCUCCCUCUCCAAAGGACUUAAGAACCAAAGCUGACAGUUUCUUUACUUGCAGGUAGCUGACAGAAUUUAAUCCUGAAGACCGGAAACAUGGCUUGUACCAUCCAAAAGGCGGAAGCACUCGACGGGACUCGUCUGAUGCAGAUCCUCUGGCAUGAUGAGGAAGAGUCUCUCUACCCAGCUGUAUGGUUGCGAGACAACUGCCCGUGCUCUGAUUGCUACCUGGAUUCUGCAAAAGCACGGAAACUUCUAGUCGAAGCUCUUGAUGUGAACAUUGGAAUUAAAGGCUUGACAUUUGACAGAAAAAAGGUGUACAUCACAUGGCCCGAUGAGCAUUACAGUGAAUUCCAGGCUGAUUGGCUGAAGAAAAGAUGCUUUUCCAAGCAGGCCAGAGCAAAGCUCCAAAGAGAAUUGUUUUUUCCAGAAUGUCAAUACUGGGGCUCAGAGCUCCAGCUACCCACUUUGGAUUUUGAAGAUGUUUUAAGAUAUGAUGAACAUGCGUACAAGUGGCUUUCCACCCUCAAGAAAGUAGGCAUAGUACGACUCACCGGAGCAUCUGACAAACCAGGAGAAGUUUCAAAACUUGGGAAAAGAAUCGGUUUCCUCUAUCUCACAUUUUAUGGACACACUUGGCAAGUGCAAGACAAAAUCGAUGCAAACAAUGUGGCUUACACAACCGGGAAGCUAAGCUUUCACACUGAUUAUCCAGCCCUCCAUCAUCCACCUGGGGUUCAGCUUCUUCACUGCAUAAAGCAAACAGUCACAGGGGGUGAUUCAGAAAUUGUAGAUGGGUUUAAUGUGUGCCAAAAGCUAAAACAAAAUAAUCCUCAGGCAUUUCAGAUUUUAUCCUCUACCUUCGUGGACUUUACAGACAUUGGAGUGGAUUACUGUGAUUUUUCUGUACAAUCAAAACACAAAAUUAUAGAGUUAGAUGAUAAAGGCCAAGUGGUUCGCAUCAACUUCAAUAAUGCAACUAGGGACACAGUAUUUGAUGUGCCUGUUGAAAGAGUUCAACCUUUUUAUGCUGCUCUGAAGGAGUUUAUUGACCUCAUGAACAGCAAAGAAUCCAAGUUUACCUUCAAGAUGAAUCCAGGUGACGUGAUUACUUUUGAUAACUGGCGCUUACUUCAUGGCCGACGUAGCUAUGAAGCAGGAACUGAGAUAUCCCGCCAUCUAGAAGGAGCUUAUGCUGACUGGGAUGUGGUCCUGUCAAGGCUUCGUAUCUUAAGGCAGAGGGUCGAGAAUGGAAACUGAAGUCUCCUGUAGAUAAUUUUAGUAAGAUUCCAAUGAGUAUAUUUUGUAAGAUAUGACACAUUAUUCACAGACCAUGAUUUUGUCAUUUACAUAUAAUUUCCUUAACAAUGAACAUGUAGCUUCUCUCACAAGAGUACUCUUUACCUUGUAAUCAUAUACAAUGUCAACUUUUUAGAUGUUUCACCACUCUUUUGCAAAUAAAGCAUCUUUUCUGCUCUGUUGCAUGCCUACUCUAAUUUCUUUUGCCCAUAUAUGAGUAUCUCCAGAAUGUCUACAAAUAGUUUUUGUAGCAAAUGAAACAUUUCUUCAAAUAAGCCUUUCGUUUCAAAUAAAACUUGUCUCAAAACAUGCUU
Mandrillus leucophaeus (drill) is the source of this 2122-nucleotide messenger RNA. RefSeq names its product butyrobetaine (gamma), 2-oxoglutarate dioxygenase (gamma-butyrobetaine hydroxylase) 1 (gene BBOX1). Gene Ontology annotation, molecular function: iron ion binding; gamma-butyrobetaine dioxygenase activity. Gene Ontology annotation, biological process: carnitine biosynthetic process. Gene Ontology annotation, cellular component: mitochondrion. The transcript is spliced from 9 exons. The record is from RefSeq and is a predicted model, not a curated record. The coding region runs from base 606 to 1769 and encodes 387 amino acids. NCBI's taxonomy places the organism in Eukaryota, Metazoa, Chordata, Mammalia, Primates, Cercopithecidae.